This is a messenger RNA of Bufo gargarizans (Asiatic toad), 1444 nucleotides long. RefSeq lists its product as uncharacterized. The record is from RefSeq and is a predicted model, not a curated record. Bases 191 to 916 code for a protein of 241 amino acids. NCBI's taxonomy places the organism in Eukaryota, Metazoa, Chordata, Amphibia, Anura, Bufonidae. The transcript has 5 exons.
UUCAAAAUCAAGUUCAUUUGAAUGAUGUUUUUAAUGUUUUUUUUUCUUUAUAGCAUCUACAAAAGUGUAAAAAUAAUUUGUUUGAGAACCCAAAAUUUUUUAUUAAAACGGACGUUUUUAAAAUAAAUAUUAUAUAUCUGUGACAUCUCUGUGGACUUGUUCAUAUAGCGUGUUUAUUUUCAUUUGUAUUAUGUCUCUACAGAUGUCUGAAGCAUCAGAUAGUGCUCACAGAAGGCCACCGAGAAGGCGUUGUCGCAUUCAGCAAGCAUCUUCAUCAUCCACAAGCUCAGCCCCCGCAGCACCAUCUCCAGCACCAUCUCCUGUUGCGGGGUCUUCGCGAACAUCUGCGUCACCAAGGGGAGGUGGAUGUAGCACUGACCAGGACCGGCAGGAAGGUUCCAGAGUCUCCACUAGUGAUGAUAUGGAGUUCGUUGUCCCUCAUAUAGACAACGAACUCCUUAUCCAGCUGGUGGAGGCGUGUCCCGCGUUAUGGGACCACACCAACCUCCUACAUGCUGACCAUCAUUAUACCAAGCGGCUCUGGAUGCAUAUAUGUGAUUCUUUAUUCACCAGCUGGGAGGAUCUCACUGCGGCUCAGAAAGAUUUUGUUGAAAAGGUUAUAACUCGUGGCGAUCAAUCCGGGACCGCUUCAAGAGAGAUUAUAACAGGGAGGUUCAGGCCCCGAGUCGAUCCGGAGCAACCUCAAAGCCGCAAUAUAUGUAUUCUGCGGCUUUGGAGUACUUACACCGGACGCAGGCUGUUAGAAGUAUUGCCAGCAGCACAUGGGUGCCAGAACCAGCUCUUAAAGCGGACCUGGAAUCGGCCGCCACCCCCAGCCCACCUAUCUCUCAUGCACAGGUUUAGGACAAUACUGGGUCUCACAUUGGAGACAAAGUGUGACGGAUAUGUUGAAUAGCAGGAGAUCUGGUUGGAGCCGUCAGGAGGAUUAUGGUAACCUUGUAGAGAUCGUUUCUGGCGCUCUAGAAGGUUUUGCAGAAGAUAUGAGGCGAGUGUUGGAUGACUUUGCAUGUCGCCUGGAGGGGGCGGAGGCGACGCGUCAACUCACCGUUCACCAACAUUACCCGCAAUCCCUAAACCCCCCUGAUGGACCAAAUGACGCCCGAGCAGGUGCAUGAGUUUAAAAAUUUUGUGGAGAACGGGUGGUGGGAAAUUUUGCACCGGCCCACACCUACCCCCCAUCCACCACCUACCCCCCAUCCCACUAUUUCCAACCAUUCCCUUUCCACCAACCAUCCCAUUCCCGCCAUCCGUCCCUUCCCCCCCCCCAAGCAUGUGUUGAAUCUUCCUUCCUUUUCUUCAACGUCUUCUCCUCCUCACUAUACCGCUCUAACUUCUUUUCAAACUACCUCUUCAACACAUGUUCAGGAAUAUUCCAAUUCCGACCCAUCCAUUCUCAACACCCCUCAAAUACCACCUGCAUUUU